GCCAUUAGCCAUCCUCAGUCUCUCUCAAUCUCCAUUUCUCCCUGAAAUCAAAGGCAAGAAGGGGACUGGAGUUUCCAGCCACCGCCAACCGACCUGGGCCACCGCCAACUAUCUCCGACACUUCUCCUUUCUCCGAUCAACCCGACGCCUCCAUCUCCGGCACCGCGAGCCUCGGCCGACUAUCUGCGACACUUCUCCGUUCUCCGCUCAGGCCAACGCCUCCAUCUCUGGCACCGGGAGCCUUGGUCGACCAUCUUCCUCCUCUCCGUUCUCCGCUCAGCCCGACGCCACCAUCUCCGGCACCACGAGCCUCCGCCGGCCACUGCACCCAUCUGCCAUCUCCAUUCUCCUUGGAUCUGAACCCUCCGUCAUUUGCUCGGGUUUUUCAUCAACCAUUAUUGUCAAAAUGAGAUGCAAUAGACGGUGAAUUCAUAAAGUUCCUCAACUCACCUAUAGUUACAAGCCCCAAGUACGGAGCUAAAGUGCAAUAGCUGGCUGCAUUUGCAGACCUAAGAUAGUUUCGGAGGAGCGAAGUACAUUUAUCGAUUUUGUCGAGGAGUUCAGCAAUUUGUUGAUUCUCGAAGCUUGAGGUCUACAUUAUGUGUUGCUCAAUUGUUCCAACUCUUUUCAUCCAUUUCUUAUAGAGCUCAGAACCUGUCCCUGGAGGAAAAGUGGAGUCUGCAAAAUGGUGGAUGGCAAUGCCUCUGGGGAAGAGAAUGACAACAUUGACUGGGAUACUGAAGAUGAACUGGAAAUUCUGGACUUUCCCUUGUCGUCUUGUUCAAGUUUGACAAAUCCUGGUUCAACUGUGACUAAUCCAGGUGGAAAAGCUACUGUAGAUACUGGAGAGGCAAGCUCAUCAACGGGUCCUUCUCACUCCAAGUUGAUUCAUCAUUUUGUAGCAAUGGGGUUUCCUGAGAAUCUGGUUGAAAAGGCUAUUAAGGAAAAUGGAGAAGGAAAUACAGACUUAAUCCUAGAAACUUUACUUACAUAUUCGGCUAUUGAAAGCUCUUCGGAGCAACAGCAACAGCAAGAGCAAGCUGUCGAUUCGGACCAGUGCUCUUCAGAAUAUGGUGAAAACAUUCUUGAUGAUCUCUCUGAUUCAUAUAGUUGGUCUGAAGAUGAGGAAAAUACAGAUUCCUUGUCUGAUAAGGAUAAAACCUUGUUAUCCCUGGCAAAUAUGGGCUACACAGUUGAAGAGGCCUCUAUAGCUAUGGAUAGAUGUGGUCCACAUGCCUCCAUUGGUGAGCUAACAGAUUUCAUAUGUGCUGCUCAAAUGGCAAAGGCAGCAGAUCCCUAUCUACCUGAUGAUACAAAGCCAAAACCAAAGCUAAUAUUCCACAAAGGUAAGCCCAAGAGGAAACUUUUUGACAGUGAACUGUUGGGAAGGAAAAGACAGAGGGAGAUUGAUGAUGAGGCGAUUCAUCUUCCAAAUCCAAUGAUUGGGUAUGGGGUCCCUACCGAAACGUCUCCAACCCUUCGUAGAAGCCUUCCAGAGGCAGCCAUCGGGCCUCCCUACUUCUAUUACGAGAAUGUGGCACUAGCUCCCAAAGGAGUGUGGGACACUAUUAAGAGAUUCUUAUAUGAUGUUGAGCCAGAGUUCGUCGACUCAAAGUAUUUUUGUGCAUCGGCAAGGAAAAGAGGCUACGUUCACAAUCUCCCGGUUGAGAACAGAUUUCCUCUUGUGCCACUCCCUCCUCGCACCAUUUAUGAAGCAUUUCCCUUAACAAGGAGAUGGUGGCCUUCUUGGGAUACAAGAACAAAGCUGAAUUGCAUACAGACUUGCAUUGCAAGCGCAAAACUGACUGAUAGGAUCCGAAAGGCUCUGGAGGAGUGGGAUGACGAGCCACCCUUGCACGUGCAGAAGUACGUACUUGAUCAGUGUCGAAAGUGGAAUCUAGUAUGGGUAGGAAGGUGCAAGGUUGCGCCUCUGGAGCCUGAUGAAGUGGAAAUGCUGUUGGGGUUCCCAAGGAACCAUACAAGGGGAGGUGGUAUUAGCAGAACCGACAGAUAUAAAUCCCUCGGUAAUUCAUUCCAGGUGGACACCGUGGCCUAUCACUUCUCUGUCUUGAAGGAAAUGUUCCCGGGAGGCAUCAACCUUUUGUCCCUUUUCUCUGGAAUUGGGGGCGCAGAAGUUGCGCUUCAUCGGCUUGGUAUCCCCUUAAAGACUGUUGUGUCGGUUGAGAUCUCUGAAGUCAACAGGAACAUCGUCCGAAGUUGGUGGGAACAAACCAACCAAAAGGGAAAGCUGAUCGACUUUGAGGAUGUUCAGCAGUUGAACGGUGACCGGCUGGAGCAGAUCAUCAACUCAGUUGGCGGCUUCGAUCUUGUCGUCGGUGGAAGCCCCUGCAACAACCUCACCGGGAGCAACCGGUACAGCCGGGACGGCCUUGAGGGCAAAGAUUCUGCUCUAUUCUACGAUUAUUUUCGUAUACUCGACUUGGUCAAAUGUAUUAUGGGGAAAUAACAACAAUAAUUUGAGGUCAAACUCAAAAGGGAAGGGCCGUCCCAUUUUCCCUAACUGUACUUGUUGUAUCUUAUUUCAAUCUAUUGGGCCCUUCUUUGGUACA
Messenger RNA from Diospyros lotus (date-plum), 2570 nucleotides. RefSeq names its product DNA (cytosine-5)-methyltransferase DRM2-like. The coding region runs from base 686 to 2467 and encodes 593 amino acids. Gene Ontology annotation, cellular component: nucleus. NCBI's taxonomy places the organism in Eukaryota, Viridiplantae, Streptophyta, Magnoliopsida, Ericales, Ebenaceae. Gene Ontology annotation, molecular function: DNA (cytosine-5-)-methyltransferase activity. The transcript has 12 exons. The record is from RefSeq and is a predicted model, not a curated record.